UCGAAGCACAUCUUUGUUACACUGUCUACACCAAAAAAAAAAAAAAUUCAUAAAUUCAAAUUGAUUCGCAGUUUAUUUGGCUCUCUUUGCAAAAAUAUCGUAAAUUCUUGUCUUUCGGAGUAUUCGGAGCUGGUUCACGCAACGCCGAAUGCUGCACUCGAGUCGAGUUUUCUCUGUGGUGACAAUAUCCCUUUUUAAAACAAACGAAAAACAACGUCGGACUCGCAGCUGAAAGCAAAUCUCGCGCGUUCCUCAAAUGAAAAUAAAUACUGAACCGGGCCGCGGUUAACUGUAAUUACAGCCGGAAAAGUGCCUGAAAUCGGAGAAGACGCCGCCGUAGCAAGAACUAUUUUGUUAUUCCUCACAAUCAAUGAUAAAUGAUAACAAGAGCGAGAGAGAAAGAGAGAGCGAGAGAUAGAGAGAGCGAGGCAACGGCAACAGGACGCACAGUGAGAUCCGAUCUUCGAUCUGAUAUGUUCCAGAGCAUAGCCAGCUGAUUCCUCAACUGUGGACACCACGUGGCAAUGGAAAUUUGUGUGCUGGCCAAACCAAGGAAACUGUGUGUAAAGCAGCGACUGACCUAGCGGGAGUCAGAGAAGGAGAACAGAGAGCCAGAACAAGUGCGACAGAGUGAGAGAAUCAAGAGAGUACUGAGUACAGAGUAUACAGCAAGAGAGUGUGUGUCUGCCGCUCUCUGUGCGCGUGUGCGUGUGUGCGUGUGUGUGCGUGCGUGCGCGUGUGUGCGUGUGUGUGCGUGAAGCAUGCGUAACAAGCUCAGCCAGGCCAAGCGGCAACCCAAUGAGCAUGCGGACAGCAGCUUUGAACUGGAUGAGCAGGAGCCGGCGAUCAAACACUUGACCAGCAACAACAACACGUCGCAUAUCAAGGAUGAGUCGGAUGCGGGCGAGCUAACGGACACGCUGAGCACGCACAGCAGCAGCUCCACGCCCACCACCGCGGAUGUGGCAGAUGUUGCGGAUGCGGAUACGAUCAGCUCACUGCCGCUCUCACCUGCCAACUAUGCUGCCAGUAGCGUUGGCUGCGGUGCGCACCUGGUAAAGCGGCAUGCCACAACGCUCAAGCAGCAGCAGCAGCAGCAGAAGCUGCCGGCGGAGACGGCGAAUUCCAAUAUUGCGGACACGACCAACAGCGAGCUGCGGGAUGAGGAUAAUGUGCCCACGUCUUCGAGAUAUGCGGCGCAUCCGAGCGCCGCGUUUGCAGAGACCACAGCACAGGGCGCUUCCAGAUCGAUUGGUGGCACACAUCGACGCACCCUGUCCGCCGCUUCGUACAUCUCGAUGCGUUCGCAGCCUACAAUUGGAACACCACCGGAGCCGCCAAGCCAGAAUCGCUUCUUCGAAUGGAUACGCUUCGGCUGUAAAUUCUGCUGUUGCAAGAGUUCGGGAAUUGGCGAGCCGAGUGUGCAUCAUGCGCUGGUUGUGAUAUUUUUAGAGUUCUUCGCCUGGGGUCUGCUAACCAUGCCCAUUAUAUCGACGCUCAAUCGUACAUUUCCGGAUCAUACGUUCCUCAUGAACGGCCUGGUGAUGGGCAUCAAGGGCAUACUGUCAUUCCUGUCGGCGCCAUUGAUAGGCGCCCUGUCCGACAUUUGGGGUCGUAAAUUUUUCCUAUUAGUUACAGUAUUCUUUACAUGUAUGCCGAUACCGCUGAUGUGCGUAAAUACGUGGUGGUUCUUUGCCAUGAUCUCAAUUAGUGGCGCAUUUGCCGUCACCUUUUCGGUGGUGUUCGCCUAUGUGGCCGAUGUCACCACGCCGGAGGAGCGCUCCAAGGCCUACGGCCUGGCGUCGGCCACAUUUGCCGCCAGUCUGGUCAUCUCGCCGGCGCUGGGCAAUGCUCUAAUGGAUAUGUACGGCGAUGCAUUGGUGGUCGCUCUAUCCACGGCCAUUGCGGUCUUGGAUGUAUUCUUUAUUCUAGUCGCUGUGCCGGAGAGCUUGUCCGAAAAGAUGCGACCCGCCACAUGGGGUGCACCCAUCAGCUGGGAGCAAGCCGAUCCCUUUCUGGCCCUGCGCAAGGUUGGCACAGAUAAGACGGUAUUGAUGCUGUGCCUCACUGUGCUGCUCUCCUAUCUGCCCGAGGCCGGCGAGUACUCGUGCAUGUUUGUCUACCUCAAGCUGAAAAUGGGCUUCAACUAUGUUGAGGUGUCCAUUUUUAUAGCCGUUGUGGGCAUACUCAGCAUUACGGUCCAAGUAACGCUGGGCUCGUUCAUGAAAGUCUUUGGCGCCAAGCGCACUAUCAUUGUGGGCCUAGCCCUCGAGUUGGUUCAACUGCUUUGGUACGGCCUGGGCAGUCAGAAGUGGAUGAUGUGGUCGGCGGGCGUUGUGGCCGCACUGGGCUCGAUUACUUAUCCGGCGAUCAGCGCGUUUGUAUCCCUGUAUGCCUCGCCCGAGAGUCAAGGUGCUGUGCAGGGCAUGAUUACGGGCAUGCGCGGCCUGUGCAAUGGCCUGGGUCCGGCCGUCUUUGGCGUUAUCUUCUAUCUGUUCAAUGUUGAUCUAAAUCCCGAUCAUGAAGCCAUUAUGAACAACAGUCAUCCGACGAACGUUGAGAAGAUAUCGAUGCAUGUGCCGGGCCCGCCGUUUGUGUUUGGCGCCCUGUGCGUAUUCUGUGCCAUUGUCGUGGCCGCCUUCAUACCCGAGAGCCAGCAGGCGGUGCUGGAAAAGAAACGUGCCUCGCUCGAUGUCCAGUACGAGAUCGAGACGGGCCACAAGGUGCCCAGCUCCUUGGCGCCGCUGAUACGCUCCGAUUCGCUGGCGCAGCUCUAGUCUGCCACGCUGGUGUCUAUAAUAAAUUAAACGAUUUAGUAAUUGUAACAAAUGCUGUAACUAGUUUCGCUUUAGUUUAAACGCAAAACCAGAAGAAAAACAAAGUUAGAAUUUGCAAAAAAAAACAAAAAAAAAGUUAUUGUUAAGUCAAUUCUGUUCUUUUUCCUUGCCGCAUGUGAUUUGCAUUUCCGAUUCACAUUUAAAUAUUGUACAAUUAUUAAUUUCAUAAAUCAUUUAUGAACGGAAUCAGCUUGCCCGCAAAAAAAAACAACAACAUAAUAAUAAGAGUUAUAAACGCAGCCUGUGUUCAUUUUUGGUAUGCAAGUUUGAAACAUCACGGUGAGCCUAACAAUUUGUUGUUGUUUUUUAUUAUCAACGGGAAACAAACAUAAACAAACUGCCAAAUAAAAAAAAAUAACAUUAUUGUGUAAAGUGCAGCACAAAGAAAUAAAGGCGGCCUCAUAUAUUAUUAUGUAGCAAUUGAUUUUGUUCAGCAGCAAACAAAUUAUAAUUACAAUUAAUUAAUUAGUAUUAACUAAAUAGUCAGCUUUACUUUGCAAUUGUUUAGUGAUCUGUUGUCGAGAGUCGCAAAAGAAACAACAACAAAUAUAUAGUUCAUAACAAAUACUAUAAUUAAUAAUGCUAACUGUGUAAUA
Molecule: messenger RNA, 3433 nt
Organism: Drosophila novamexicana
Lineage: Eukaryota; Metazoa; Arthropoda; Insecta; Diptera; Drosophilidae
Product: hippocampus abundant transcript 1 protein
Exons: 10
Coding region: 762-2777 (671 amino acids)
Biological process (GO): transmembrane transport
Cellular component (GO): membrane
Molecular function (GO): transmembrane transporter activity
Source: RefSeq, a predicted model, not a curated record